AUGACACGCGCGAUUGUCUUUCUUCAGGCGCCCUCAAUCAUUGAUGAACCGGCGAAUGCGAGGCACUUCUGGACCGUGCAUAGUCGAGCUGCGGCUCGCGCAACAAGUCUUUUAUAUCCGCCUGCAACCCUAGCAGAGGCCGGCAGGCGGAUAUCGGCGUUAUAUGAGAACGUGAUAUUUCAAGACCGCGCGAAUCUCGAGGAUGGGCCUGAUAUUAGUGGAGACGAUGGACGGCGUGCGGGUCGGACCACCAUAUUCUCUUGGGACCCUUCUCUUUCAACGAGGCUUGAUGCGGACACCUUUCUUCGUGCCUCGCCCUCGCGUGUACAGGCUUACGGCGAGACGCAGUUCGAUUCGCAGGGCACCUCCUUCGCUUCCGACACUUCAUCUCUCCUACGCAUCCCCGACUUCCGUCUGAACCUUAAUGCGGUCUCGUCUCUCUCGUCACUCCGUGGAGCAACCAUACCGAAAAAGGUCAACGUACUUGUCGCCGUCUUCGAAGUGGAUGGCCCGAGCAGCAUCAAGGUCAAGAAGGGCGUGGAUGCGGGAAAGGAAGUCUCCGUACUGAACCUCACGUUGGGAGACGAUGAAGGUGUUGUUUGUCGGCUCACUGCGUGGCGAGAGGUUGCGGAGACCUGGGGUGGUCUUUCGAGCGCGACUGGCGUGAAGCGCGGAGACAUAGUCUCUCUCGAAAAUGUGCAUGCCGUCUGGGAGCCUAAGAGUGCCCUCGCGCUGACAGCUUCACCCAACCUCAAGUCAAGGGCCGAGAUAUGUUAUAGAACGAUGCCCCGCUUGUCAUUCCCGGAGGACGCCCGACUUCGUCCCGAUCUCGAACUCGGUCAGAGCGAAGCCGCCGUUAGGCGGGUGAUGACCCUGGUGGAUUGGUUUGAGGCCAUGGCUGGUUUACCAUCUCACUGA
Messenger RNA from Peniophora sp. CBMAI 1063, 918 nucleotides. The record is from the annotation of a GenBank genome assembly. Lineage: Eukaryota; Fungi; Basidiomycota; Agaricomycetes; Russulales; Peniophoraceae.